This is a messenger RNA of Monascus purpureus, 453 nucleotides long. Lineage: Eukaryota; Fungi; Ascomycota; Eurotiomycetes; Eurotiales; Aspergillaceae. The record is from the annotation of a GenBank genome assembly.
AUGGCUAGGUUGCAGACUGGGGCGCGCCCUGCUGUCCAGUUACAACUUACCAUCGACGAUCGUCUUUUCUGGAACAUCGCAUAUGCGGGUUCGAAGGGCGCUAGAUCGACCAUCCGUGGAGACUGCCGGAUUAAGUCCACAUAUCCCGGCAUCGUAACUUCAUCAGAUAAUAAUCCUACUCUGGGUACUACGAGCGAAAUUGAAAUUACACCUGCCGGCUCCAUCCGUGGCGCCAGAUCACCCCAUAUCCUUCCAGAAGCCCCAGAGUUUGAAACAGCCAGCGUGUACGAGAAUACUGUGGCUAUGCUGUUUUACAGUAUAGCCCUUUUCAUCCGUACUCUGAUCAUGAUUAUUCUCGUUGACUGUCGACAUGCGGCCAUGUGUGACUGGAUGGACGCAGCAAGCCACAUCCAAAAGUAUACGAAAAGAAGGCUGAUGAGUAAUGAAUCAUGA